CUUUCUUUCGUACCGUCACUCAUCGUGCACGCACUCCGUUCAUUUUCAUGGACCAGCCGGAGAAUCUGACAGAGAGUGCCUUCGCAUUGUUGGAGACUAUAAAGAAUGUGAUCAAGAAAAAGGACGAGGAGAUCGAGGGUAAACAGACCGUGAUUGCUGUGAGCAUACAUCACUGAUCCUUGAAAUCCCAUUCGCGAUUCACUUCCGCUAGCAGGAAUUGAAGCAACAGUAUGACAAUUUGCUAUCCGAGAAUCAAACUCUCAAGUUCAAAAUGGAGGAAUUCCAUCAAGAAUCCACAGCGAAAGACCUCAAACACAGGAACGAUAUCCAGUCCCUUAUCGAUCGCGCCAAGAAGAACAACGAGGACUCUCAAAAUAUUAUUCUCUCGCUCGAUCUCAGGGUGAAAGAGGCAGAAACGCGCGCCAACGAAGCAGAGGGAAAGACGAAAAAGUUGUUUGAAGAUAUAGCUGGAACGAUGAACCGUGCUCUCUCUUCCUUUCCUUCUCUCAGUCAGCUGCCUUCAACAAGCGCAACGUCUCACUCGUCUCUCUUGUUACGGAGGUCUUUUACUGUAGCACCCUCAAGAAGCCCCAGUCCGACGAAGCAUACAUCGAAGCGGCCACUUAAAGAGAACCGCACAACAGACAGACAGGCUAAGAAACACAAGUACGAGAUCCCAUCUCCCUACCGGCGUGCGAUGACGGUGGGACCUCAGCUUAGUGCCAGCCAACGGAUCGGAUUUUCGCCCCCGUAUCGUCGUGCAGUGAUUCCGAGCUCACCUGUGCCGGAUUCUGAAGAAGCUGAAUCAGAAUUUGAAACGCCGGUUUUGGCGCUUGAGUCAACGAAACUGGAACCGACCUCCAGUCCUCAGGUGAAAGGGUUCUAGACAUACACUUUUCUUUUUGUUCUCGUUCUUUCUGGAAUUCUUUGCUCGCUACCUCUCUCGAUCGACUUGGCAUUCUCUUGCGGCGCCAUGAAAGUAUUUCAAGGACUGAUGCACUAUAGAUUUUUGUCCUCGGAUGACCAACUUCCUAUAUCUAUAUCUACAUCGUUCCUGAAUUUCAGUGGCUGGUUUUCAUCUGCG
Marasmius oreades (fairy-ring Marasmius) is the source of this 1084-nucleotide messenger RNA. RefSeq lists its product as uncharacterized. The transcript has 4 exons. The record is from RefSeq and is a predicted model, not a curated record. The coding region runs from base 272 to 886 and encodes 204 amino acids. Lineage: Eukaryota; Fungi; Basidiomycota; Agaricomycetes; Agaricales; Marasmiaceae.